UUUUUUGUAUGUUUGUUUUUUAAUCUAUCCAAUCUUAAACAUCUUAUAUUUGAUCAACACUUUGAAUACAGUGGAUCAUCCUCAUGCUUUCUCUUUAUUGUGGCCUGUAUGCAGUCACAUACAGCAGCAGCGAGAUCAGAGAGAUCAGUGUCUACUACAGGGUUAGAGUUGCUCUUCAGCAACCGAGCACUGCUACCUGCCACCUGUGUGACAUAUAGUCUGAACAUCCAGAACCUGCCAGCACAUCAUGGGAAACUGUACUUCAGGGACAAAGAAGAAAAGGAAAGGGGAUUCUGCAGAUGAUAAAAGCGGCACAGAAAAUAAGCCUAAUGAGGACGUUACAUACGCCUCUAUUGACCACAGCAGUAUCCAAGGAUCAAGAAGAACCAGAGAAACCACUGACGAUGAAUGUGACUACGCCAUAGUUAAUAUCCCAGCUGAACCUGUAUCCGAGUGCUCAUCUAAAGAAGAAUGUUCAGACGAUUAUGUACUUAUGGGGUGAACAGAAACAAGAGGAAAAGUUCAUCUGAGCUACAUUGUAAGAUGCAGGACUGGUAGAUAAUAUCACAAACAAGAGAAAGCGUCUAAUAUAUUGUAAUGGUGUGCAAGAAAUGUCUAGUUGAACUGCCAAUCAAAGCUUGAUCUUCAAUUAGGAAAAUCUGACAAAAUGAAAAACAGAAACAUCCACAAACAACAGCAGCUGGUUGUGGUAAUCCAGCCCAGAGCCGUUUCUCUCUGCUUCUGAGAUGACCUCAAGCCUGAACACAACUGUGAUGUUCCUUCCUGAAGAGGGCAAACUUGCACCGUUAUUGACGUCUUUGCAGAAGAAACUCAACCUCAGGAGAUUCUGGAGUUUUUAAGCCUGAUGUGCCUGGAUUCCUGAAAUGUCAUGACAUUAGCAACAAUCUGGAAGUAAAGGCAACUCACCCUGGUGUUGUACCUGAAUAUUUUUUUCCACUCAAGAGGGUUAAUCAGUUCUACAGAUCUUCAAGAACAGCAACCGUUUCCAAAACAGGAAAUGCAGUAGCUUCUGACGUACCACUGCUGGUUACACCAUGCCACCAUAAAGCUACUGUAUGUCAAAUUUGUAUGUGAUUAUACCACCUUUUAAAUUAUUAUUACAAAACCUUUUAUUGUGGUCAGCGUGUUUGCUCCUCAGAACUAUUGCACACCACCCAAACAUACUACAAAUAGAUAUUUAAGACCCCACAACCUGAAUGAUUCAGAAUCUUGGGUGUAUUCAGUGACCUGAAUGACUCAGGGGUCUUUCAGUAUUUAAUGUGUUGCUUUCAGUUUUCGGGGGGUGCUGACAUGCCUUGCUGUCUGUGACAGUGUAUCUGUUAAUACUUCCACCAGCAGUCACCAGAGUCAGAAAAGCUCAACUUAGAAAUGGAACGUUUUAGCCGUCUAGACUGGCCUAAAUUAAUGUUGUUUACAUGCUCACAUACUGUUCACAUAAUAAAUGUGUGCGCAAUUUGUGCCACUGCCACAUUAUCCAUUUCAUGAUAAAGAAUGUAAUUUUUAUAUAAUUUGUGUCCACAACACAUGUUGUAAUCAGCAUUUUUAGAGUUUGUGCUCAUUUUGCAAUGUAGUGCUCCUGAGAACUACUGCACACCACUCAAUAUACUAGAUAGAUAUUUAAGGCUAAAGAAUUUAUAUUUUUUAUGUUUUGUAUAUAUGUUUGCAAGGCCUGUAUCUAACUGUGAGAUUAUUUAUAUGUUUGGUUAGGUGGUAGAGUAAUAGUAGUAGUACUGAGAGUUGCCUUUGUUUCAUUGUGGGAAUUUUGAUCUUUUUUAUUGAUUAAAAGUCUGACAAGUGC
Molecule: messenger RNA, 1819 nt
Organism: Thunnus maccoyii (southern bluefin tuna)
Lineage: Eukaryota; Metazoa; Chordata; Actinopteri; Scombriformes; Scombridae
Exons: 5
Coding region: 248-502 (84 amino acids)
Source: RefSeq, a predicted model, not a curated record